This is a messenger RNA of Onychomys torridus (southern grasshopper mouse), 1549 nucleotides long. It is a transcript of the gene Hapstr2, whose product is annotated as UPF0472 protein C16orf72. The transcript has a single exon. Lineage: Eukaryota; Metazoa; Chordata; Mammalia; Rodentia; Cricetidae. The record is from RefSeq and is a predicted model, not a curated record. The coding region runs from base 357 to 1187 and encodes 276 amino acids.
GGGGAGCGCAGCGGCGCCUGCGGCGGCGGCGGGGUUAUCUCCCAGGCUGCAGAGGCUGCAAGCACCGCGUCGCCGUCGCCCGGGGGCCGGGCCGGCGGGGCGGGGCGGGGCGGGGCGUGGACCAGGGCCCCGGGCGGCGCUCGCUGGAGCACUUGGCCUCUGGGCCCCCGCCGCCCGCGCGCCCGCCCAGCGGCGCCCGCGAAGGCGGCGGUGGCCGCGGAAGGCAGAGGGCGGCCCCCGAGCCUGAGGUGAGCUGCGGUGGAGGUGGAGGUGGAGGUGGAGGUGAAGGAGCAGCAGCCACAGUCAGCAGCUGAGACUGUAGUGGAGGAAGGCGCGGGGCCUGGAGGAAGAGAAGGAUGGAGGAGCAGCAGAAGGACUGUGAGGCCGAGGUCGCUGAGCCCUGGUUUUCUAAGUGGGAGCGCCAGUGCCUUGCCGAGGCAGAGCAGGAAGAGCAGCUGUCCCCCGAGCUGCAGGAGGAGGCGGCUGCUGAUGCGGCUGGGCUCAAGAUCGAGCGGCAGAGGCUCUGGCACCUCUUCCAGAUCUCAGCCACUGCGGUGGCCCAGCUCUACAAAGAUUCCGGGUGCCAACAGCCAGGACUCUCUAUGUGGGACCCCUUCCAGAAUGCGGCCAUGGCCGUGACCAGCCUCUACAAAGAGAGCGGGGAUGCCUACCAGCGAAGUUUUGAGCUGGGCGUCCAGGUUGGCUACCAGCGUCGCGUUAGAGAUGUGUUGGAGUGGGUGAAGAAGGGUAGGAGCAUCAUUCGCCGGGAAGACCUCAUAAGCUUCCUCUGUGGCAAAGUACCCCCAACCCCACCCCCGCCACGCACCUCCAGGACGUCCCCUAGGCCGCCUGCAGCUGCCUCCAGUCAGGCUGCUGCCACUGAGUCCAGCGCAACUGUGGACGUCGACCUGCAGCCCUUCCACGAGGCCAUCGCCCUCCAUGGCCUCAAUGGCGCCAUGGCAAGCAUCAGCAUGCGAUCUGGCGCUCCUGGCUCCCCAUCUCAAGAUGGAGGUAUUGCCAGCAGUGGGCGUCGGAAAAGUAGCUUCCUUGAAGAUGAUCCGAACCCCUUGGGCUCAGAAGAACUGGCUCUCCGCCUGGAGUGUGGGGGAAUCCGCAAGCGUACCUCGGCUCAGUUUGGUGAUGCCACCACAGACUCUCCAUCCCACAAGCGCAACCGAAUGGUCUAAACUGCCUCCUUGGUUGGCCAUCAUCCACCACUUUAUUGCUUGACAGUCAACUUGACCAUCAACAUGCUUGUUGAAACCAUGCCUGAGACUGCUGAUCUUCCUUCUCUUAAGUUAAAGAUUUCUAUAAUUUACCAUAAAGAAAUUUUAAAAGUAUUCCAGAAGAGGCCUCCUAUGACUCUGACUUUCAAAAAAAAGUAAUUCUAUUGCAGAACAUCAAAUAUCACAUAGUUAGCAAGAUCAUUUAAACUUUAAAGCAAAACGUAUCCAGUGAGGGCGGGAGCCUGGUUUAUCUUAUUCAAGUUGUAUUUCUUAGCACCUAGUACAAUUGUUGGUGCUCAAUAAAUGUUUGUUGAAUGAAUAAA